AUUGAAACAUGAGAAAAUGGAGCGGAAAAGAAAAUGACUUAUUUGCACCCACCCACACACCCACCCCUCCCACACACACACACAAACACAAAAUUAAAAUAGCAAUGUAUGUCACAUGCUAUACCAAAAAGGCUCUUACUCAACAAGAGUUAGAAAUGGCUUAUUUGCAACAAAAGUACCUCAAUAUAUCCAAAGGAAUCUGUGGAGAAUUUUCUUGUGGGUAUAGAGGCACUAAACAUGAUAGAGUUGGGUUGAAUGAUUGGAGACUAAGUUGGAAAAAUGCAGGUCAAAUUGGGAGGUUUAGUGAGAAUACAAGGAUUUUGGAGAGAGAGAGAGGUUCUUAUUUGCAGAGAUUUAGCUCUUCUUCUCCGACUUCAUCGGCCGAGGAAGUUGAGUGGCAGUAUGGGUAUUUGGCGACCGAGUACGGAUGGAAGGUAAGGAGGAUGGUUGAGAAGGAAGAUGAGAUGAGGAAGGUGGCUCAAGUUCAGGCUGAAGCAUUUCAUGUACCAGUGUUUUUCUUCAAUGAUUUGUUCUUCCAAUACUUUCAGGCUGAAGUGCUUUCGGGGCUUCUUUACAGACUUAGAAACUCAGCACCAGACAGGUAUGCCUGUUUAGUGGCCGAGACUGUUGAUGCUACUAAGUCAGAGUCACGAAAGGAACUUGUGGGUGUUGUAGAUGUUACGGUCUUCAGGGACGAAGCUGUUCUUCAGCAUCUCCCAGGGGCAGAAGAAUAUCUUUACAUUUCCGGAAUAGCAGUACUAAACAAAUUCAGGAGGCAGAAAGUAGCGACAGCAUUGCUAAAAGGCUGUGACAUGCUAUCUGCAUACUGGGGUUUUAAAUAUCUAGUCCUGCGGGCUUAUGAAGAUGAUUGGGGUGCUCGCCAAUUGUACACGAAUGCAGGCUACAGAAUCGUCGCAGGAGAUUCACCAUGGAUGACUACAUGGAUUGGGAGAAAACGUCGUGUUCUUCUGAUCAAACGGUCUAACCUGUGUCAGUAACCUUCGCUCAAAAGGACAUUCUCAUAAAUCCAAGUGCGUAAAUCCACAUUUAUCUCUGAUAGCUAUUUAGUUGCCUCGACUAAUAAACUUGUGUAAAUCACUGCAGCUGCAGCCACAUCAACUCAAAACAUUCCACGGUAUAUCACUUGAGUUUCUCUGUUGCUGGUUUUGUAUCUAUAGGGGAUUUGUUUGUACUGAGGGGCUUAACUUUGCACAAUGGCAAAGAAUAAACCUAAAAGGAAAAGAGGAAAUUCCUACUACAAAUCAGCUAAAGAUCACAAACAAAAUUUGCCAUUUUAAUUCUAAUGAUUGCAAAGCAUGACAAUCAAAAUGAAGUACACUGAUGAACUCCAAAUAAUAAUGGAAAGUGUUUUCCAUUAUUAUUUUGCAAGAUGUGUUGAGGAAUGUCUAAGGUGGGCUUGAAUCAAAAGAAAGCGUAAGGGGAGAUAACAAACGCAAGAAGAUCCGGAUAGGGAUUGAUUCUCUCUGGCUCGACUUGAUAAGGAAUCAAGAUUUAAAAUGUUUUGUAAGAGUGUUUUCUUUUAUAAUUUUGUUCAUAACAACAUUGUAAAGCAGAGGUUUUCAAUUUUAUUGUAGAUCGUGAGUAGUGUUCUCGGAAAUAUUCCUCUGCAUCACUUUAUAAGAAAAACAAAUCUCACUGGAAACAUCUAUGACAUUAAUGUCAA
Molecule: messenger RNA, 1684 nt
Organism: Cornus florida
Lineage: Eukaryota; Viridiplantae; Streptophyta; Magnoliopsida; Cornales; Cornaceae
Product: GCN5-related N-acetyltransferase 10, chloroplastic
Exons: 5
Coding region: 9-998 (329 amino acids)
Biological process (GO): mitotic sister chromatid cohesion
Cellular component (GO): NatA complex; cytoplasm
Molecular function (GO): N-acetyltransferase activity
Source: RefSeq, a predicted model, not a curated record